CAGCGGGAGCUUCCGAGGUCAAAGGUGACAGCUUCCGGCAACUCGCGUCUCUGCCCGCCCACCUCGCCCCUUCCACUUUUCGCUUGCGGAAAGCUGCGAGGCCGGAUGAGGGUCGUGCGUAAUUGAGCUUUUUAAGAAGACAACAUGGAACCUUGUUCCUGUGACACCUUCGUGGCAUUACCUCCAGCAACAGUUGAUAACAGGAUUAUUUUUGGGAAAAAUUCAGAUAGACUCUGUGAUGAAGUACAAGAGGUAGUUUUUUUUCCCGGUGCAGUUCAUGAUAACCUGGGAAGACAUCUUAAAUGUACUUACAUAGAAAUUGAUCAAGUUCCUGAGACAUAUGCUGUUGUCCUUAGUCGCCCAGCUUGGUUGUGGGGGGCAGAAAUGGGAGCCAAUGAGCACGGAGUUUGCAUUGGGAAUGAAGCUGUCUGGGGAAGAGAAGAAGUCUCUGAUGAAGAGGCACUACUGGGCAUGGACCUUGUCAGACUUGGCCUUGAAAGAGCCGAUACAGCUGAAAAAGCCCUCAAUGUCAUUGUUGAUUUAUUAGAAAAAUACGGCCAGGGAGGAAAUUGUUCAGAGGGUGGUAUGGAAUUCAGUUAUCACAACAGUUUCCUGAUAGCUGAUAGGAAUGAAGCCUGGAUUUUGGAGACUGCAGGAAAGUACUGGGCAGCGGAAAAAGUACAAGACGGAGUUCGUAAUAUUUCUAAUCAGCUUUCCAUAACAACCAAAAUUGAUCAGGAGCACCCAGACAUGAGAAACUAUGCUAAGCAGAAAGGUUGGUGGGAUGGUAAAAAGGAGUUUGAUUUUGCUGCAACAUACUCAUAUCUUGACACAGCUAAGAUGAUGACUUCAUCAGGCAGAUACUGUGAGGGCUACAAGCUUCUGAAUAAACACAAAGGAAACAUAACUUUUGAAACAAUGAUGGAAAUCCUCCGAGAUAAACCAAGUGGCAUUAAUAUGGAAGGAGAAUUUCUGACCACUGCAAGCAUGGUUUCUAUUUUACCUCAAGACUCCAAUCUUCCUUGCAUCCACUUCUUUACAGGGACUCCUGAUCCUGAGAGAUCAGUUUUUAAGCCUUUCAUAUUUGUGCCAAAUAUUUCACAACUAUUGGAGACCAGUUCACCAACAUUUGAACUUGAAGAUCCAGUUAAAAAGAAGUCACAUUUUAAGAUUAGGCCUGACAGAAGACACCCACUCUACCAAAAACAUCAACAGGCAUUGGAAGUAAAAGAUAAUGAUAAGGAAAAAGCCAAAACAAUGUUGGAUGACAUGAGGAAACUGGAGAAAGGACUGUUCAAAGAGAUGGAAUCAAUCCUUCAAAACAAAUAUAUUGAUGUGGAUGAAGUGGUUAAUCUCUUUUCUCGAUGUGCAAAAGAUGAAAUUAGAAUUUAUGAGUCGAGUAUUAAUUGUUAGUGACCACAUAAAUGGUCAACAAUCUUCCUCAAAGUUACAUUCUUUUGCCUGAUUUAUAAACCUAGUUUGAGCAGAUCUGAUUAUUCUUUAGUAGUAUUGAAGUGAUAUCCUGACUAUUAAUACUAUGCCUAAUCUUGCUGAAAUACUGAGGAAGAAGACAACAUUGGAAUUGGACACACAGAUAUGGGCUCGUCAGGUGUUACUUUAGGUAACAGACUUGUGUUCUUUUUUAGCCACAGUAACUAUUUUUUGUCCCAAUAAUUAAAUAUUCAAUGUGUAAAGCAUGAAGCAAAACCAUGUAUGGAUUUAUAUUUGUUGUAAUUAUAUACUGCCCUGAUAUCAUUUUCUUAAAUUAUAUCAAAAAACAAAACAGAUUCUUGGUGUAAUGGCAAAUACUGCCUCAGGUAGUGAGUUGUGCUUUAGCACAUAUUAACCAGCUCUAACAAGAACACUUUCUGGACUUAAAUAUUGAGUCUCUGUCCUUAAAUCGAACCAAAAACUAAACCCCUUGCCAUCGAGUCGAUUCUGACUCAUAGGGACCCUAUCGUCCAUUAAUUCUGUGAAUGCACUUUUACUGAACCCAGAUAUGCUUUUUGUUAAGACUUUGGUGACCUGUGAGCUUUUAGCUCUAAUUAUCUAGUAUUUUAGGAGCCAUUCCCCCUUAUGGACUUUUAUGUUAAUAAAAUAUUUUAGAAGAGCUUGCCUGGGAGCUUUUUGGUCUCAAAUCUCUUUCAUCUUUUAUUUCUGUUCAGUUGGUAAAAACAGGAACAGGAAAAUGGCAAUGAAAUAAAAUUAUUAGUGUAUCACGAGCAUUAUUAUAAAGGAGCAGCAAUGUCUGCUCAAAGUUUAUCAAACUUUGUUAAAAUAAUGCAAAUACAAACAAAAAAACCCAACUCAAAAUUAGGUAUUUUUUGGUUUCUAGAAACGUCAGUUUUUGGUAUUUGAUAACAUUGUUGGUCAUUAUCAUUGAAAUUAGGAUUAUAAUACAGAAAUGGGUCAUUAUAUCUAAGAAGUGCCUAGGAAGUUAUUUUUAAAAUAAAAAUAAUAGCUGUAAUAUGCCUGAUAUUGCUCGUCUAAUACAGGGUUGCUAUUACAAAGGAAAAGAUGUCUAACUCAGGUACCAAGUUGAUUCUGUGUUUGCCUUAUGUAUGGCUCAGUGAUAGUCUCCCUAAAUCAUGAAGACCCCGGUCUGAUCCCAUGCUCUUUUUCUUUUAAUAGAUGAGGGAACUAAGGGUGAUCAGUUAAUUGAUUUAUCCAGGGUCACAGACUUGAAUCUCAUUUCUCUCUCUGGUGUCAGCACGUUCUGCUUCUCUUUGCCACCUCCACAGACCAAACUUGCACCAGCUCUCACCCAAACGGCUACUGUAACUGUUCUCCCACACCCAUUUUUAUUCUUUAUCCAUCCACGUGGGUUACUGCAGCCAGAGUGAUCUAUUACUAAACAUUUAAAUCUGAUGAUGAACUCCCCUUUCGAAACUCUUUUAAAGAUUCAUUUUUCUUAAGGUAAAGUCCCAAUCCUUAACAGAAACCACCAAGAUCCUCCUGAUCUCCCUCUGUCCACAUCUUACUGCACUUUACCCAUUAUUUUUUAAGUUUCAGCUGUGCUGCUCUUUCAAGCCAGUUCAGUUUCUGAUUUCAUGGGUGUUCCCUCUUCUUGCAUCAUUCCACUCCAUCACUUUUAUGUUGUUGUUGUUAGUUGCUCUCAAGUGGAUUCUGACUCGUGGCAACCCCAUGUGUGCAGAGUAGAACUGCGCAAUAGGAUUUUCAAGGCGGUUUUUGUCCUGCAGAGCUGCUGGGUGGGUUCAAACUGCCAGGCUUCUGGUUAGCAGCUGAGUGUUUAACUAUUGUGUCACCAGGGCUUCUUUGUGAGGAUAGGAACCAUAUUUGUUCCCAUUUUUGUGUGCCCACUGUUUAAACCUGUGCCUGGCACAUAAAAAAAAAAAAAAAGUAGAUGCUAAAUAUUUGUUAAAUGACCAUUCAAAUAAAGCACCAAUGGAGAGAAUUUACACACCCCUGUUCUCUGCCUGUAGAAAUCAGCUAGACAAUCUAUCUGUACAAUUUAGUAACCUUUGAUAACUCAGUCAACCUGUCACCUUUUCCCAUAUUCGAAAUAAAGGGAAGGAUUAUUAUAAGGGUAUGUACAUUAAUUUAUAAAAUAGUUUGGAAGAUUUUCACUCUGUAAAUCCAAUGUGGUAUUCAGGCUUUAGGUACCUGUGUGGGUAAUUAAUGCCUUAAAAAAAAAAAAUUUUUUUUUUUAUAGUUUAGAAAAUAGAAUGUUUUCUUAAAUUUUAGCUGUGUCUUAUGAGUAAAUAGUAGCUGAAAUUAAGCUUUAUUUUUGUCAGCCUUAAAUUUGUUAUUAUUUACCAUUAUUUAAUGAAGAAAGGUAAUAAUCUAAUAAACUGAAUAGAGAAAAAUAGUUUGCUUGAGCUUUGUUUCAAAAACAGUUCAACAGAGCAAAUGCUUUCUUUUUUAAAAUUAAAUUUUCAAGUUUUUUCCAUACUAAUUGCAGAGAUGUAUAAUCCUGUCUUUUCCUGAAGGACGGUGAUACAUUUAUGAUUCUGAACUGUUCCAGUCAUUACUUAUCACAUGACUAUGUAGGCCCUGUGGUAUAAAGUAAUUUAAUAUUUUACAGGUUAUAAGAUAUGAAGGGGCAAAAACCAAGAGCCGUGUUCUGCUGCAUAGCAAACAAACAAUAGUUUUAAAUUUGUUUUGCUUUUAGAAACUUACUGAUCAUUCAUUAUUAUUCUAAAAAUAUCAAGCAUACUUUACCUUAUUCUAUAAAUAUUGAAGACUGAGCACAAACUAGUCAUGGAAUUAUUUAUUGAGAGCUAAGAAAAGAACAAUUAUUGACUGCUGAAGAUUAGUGUAACAGGGGUAUGUUUAAUCAAAUCGUACCACUUCAUUUUCCAAGCUGUGACCUUGCAUAUUAAAAAUUGUGACCUGUGUGAAAAGGACUCUAAUGUCAUAUUGACUCAUUCAUAAAAAAUUAUUACUGAAUGCAUAAUUGGGAAAGGUACUGUGCACAGAUCUCAUAGAGUCACGAAGAAUAAAACAAUCUUAGGAAACCCACUUAAGAAAACGUUGAGAAAUGAUAGCAAAGACCUCUACAAUGGCUUCUGCAUUAUUCAGAUAAAGAAAAGACGUUGGCAUUGUAAGUUAAAAUAGCUAUUUUAUUGAGAAAGUUGCUUUGUCAGUGAGAAAGUAACAGUUACAAAUAUUUUCAUUUAAUAAGAUGAGCAUAUCCUUAAUUCUAAAAACAUCUCUUAAAAGUCUUCAUUAUCUGAAACUGCAGACCAUUCUAAUCCAGUGUUUUAGUAUCUCCUGUGGAAAAGGAUGUGGCAGCUCCCUUCGUGCAAAUAACAGAACAUACGUGAUAGGACUUUUUCACAAACAAAACAAAUUCUCCAUUUGCAUUUGAGUUGCCUGCAUGCUUGAGAAUUAAUAUCUCUAUUACUGUAACUAUAAAAGUCUCCUGGAAUAGCAGAGAACCAUUUAGAGUCAUAAUGUGGUCUUUUUUUUUUUUUUUAAUUUCCUCAGCAAGGCAAUUAUUUAAAAAAUCCCCAUUCCCUAUUCAUAAUUUAAACUGUAUAGGUUAAUACUAAAGUAUAAUUGUUAAAUACACUAGGCUGCCAUGCAGGUUUUCUUUUUUAUUUUUACAUAUUUUUGCAUUAAAAGGAUAAUGACACUAACCUUAUAAAUUCAUCUCUAUUUGGCUUUUACAUAUGAGAUGCUAAAAGUAUGAGAUAAACAAAUACUUGAAACGUUUUUUAAAUAAGUUAAAACUGGCGCAGACAGGUAAUAAUUAAGUAGAGUUUCAAAGGUCAUGUGAAUGGCAUCAGAAUGAGGUAAUUUAAGUUUUAAGUAGUUUAGUCUCUCUUUAAUUCAGUAAGAUAAAACUUAUCUGAGGCCAACAUUUAAUAAUUUCCCAAUUUAUAGACCUUUAUACAUGGGUACUUAAAAAAGACUAAAUUCUAAAUGUAACAUGAUAUAAAGCUUAGAAUUUUAAAAUCUUGGCUUGUACUGUAUAGAUUUUUUUUUUUACUAUCAGGAAUAGGUAAUAGAGUUAUCCUUCUGUACUGUGAUGUUCUUGCAAACAGUAGAAAUGAUACAUUACAUGACAGUAGUUUUGUUGAUAAAAUUUAAACAAAUUACUCAGAUUAUCAUUUAUAAUACAAAAGUUAAAGAUUAGACUAUAUUACUAUUGGAAGAUUGUGGACAUAAUAACAUGGAGGUUCUUACUCCUGUCUUAAUGGCACAGAUUAGUAUUUUGGCUAUAAAAGCAAGAAAUGAUGGACCUUAAAGAAAUAGUGCUUCCAUUUUGUAAGUGUACCCUUUGUCAAGAAAAUGGGAAAAUAAAAAGAGUAAGAAGGCCUUUUAUCAGAAUCAUUAAAAUUCUUUUUUAGCAGGUGCUAUUAAUAAGUGCAAAGUUGUCAUAAUUUAAGGUUCAUUUAUUGUCAGCAGAAUACUUGCCAAAUUUGGCAAAUUAAAAAAAUGGUUAAUCGGAUGUUGAUUUUGAUUUUACAGCAAACAGUUGCAGAAAAUAAUGAUUUUAAAACAUUGGCAUAAUUAGUAUUGUUUAUAGUAAUUAUGUUCAUUAUCAGAACUUUAAACUUUGAUUAGGUUUUUUUUUCUAAGUCAGUUUCCUACAUGUUUUACGUAUACAUAAAAUUAUAGAAUGUCAGUGUCAGGUAGGAACACACUUCAUCAAAUCCCUUCCUUUUACAAAAGAGGCAACGGAGGCUCAGAGAGGUUGUGACUUGCCCAAGGUCACACAGCUAAUCAGUAACAGGUCUAGGGCUAGAAUAUGGCUCCAUGUGGGGUUCUCUCCUUCAUAAUUUAGGUUUUAGGGGAAAGUGAGGAUGGGGAUGAAUGCUCAAUUUCUUUAUAUCUCUCCUGUUGGAGGGUGCUUGCAUUAGUAACAGGAGGACUCUGUUCAGAAUUCUUUUGAAGAAAUCUGUAAAACAAGUACUCAUCCCGAAAUUCAUAUUCAUUGGUAAUAUGCUGAAUGACUCCCCCUUGCACCAGUCUGUCUCCAUAUAUCACAGCUUCACCACGGUCAGAUGCAAGGCCGACUUCAAUUAGCCAGUUCACUAGGUCACAGCCACAGAAGGUCCCAGCAGAAGUCUUUGCACCACACCUGCAUGUCAAAGGAAUGAUUCACCCAUAUGUUUUGUAAACCUGGUAUCAGCACUGCAUGAUGGAGGACAAGCAAGGAAACAUAGAAGGAAACAUGGAAAGACAGCAUGAUAGUUAAAGUAUGAUAAUUAAAAUAUAAAGGGUUUGUGAAUUCACCUGACCCUGGAGAUACCCACUGGAGAAAAGCAGAAUUUGCCAAUAAUGCUUGUGAAAACAGAAAACAACAAAUGGUACAGAUAAAUACAUCUACGAAGUAUUCUUUUUAUAGUAGCAUGGUCUUUUAUGAUCAGAUCUAUUCUGUAGACAACUGAAAAUUAUACAUUUUCUAACUUACUAUGAAGCCCUUGUGGCGCAAUGGUUAAGCACUUGGCUGCUAACCGAAAGGUCAGUAGUUUGAACCCAUCAGCAACUCCUCGGGAGAAAAGACCUGGCGGUCUGCUCUUGUAAAGAUUAAAACCUAGGAAACCCUACAGGGCAGUUUUACUCUGUCCUCUAGGGUCACUAUGAGUCAGAAUUGACUUGAUGGCACACAACAACAACAUAACUUAUUAUACUCUUAGUUAUAAUAAGUAAUUUAAGUCUCAGAAAUACUAAAAAAUAUUUUACAAGCUCUUAAGAAGGGAUUUUUUUUUUUGUUAAUUAAACUACUGAAAUCAAACUUUAUACUUUGAGCUUGUCAUCAUUCCCACAAAUAGCCAUUCCUGCUCUCUGCUGUCAAAACAAUCACACUGAUGUGUUUGUCAGGAAUUUGCCUUCAUUAGGAAGCAAGGGAAGAAUAAGUGAGAUCUGCUUUGAAAUAAGUCUAAGAUUUUAAAAUGCACUUUGAUUAUGAAUCUACUUGAUUAUUUAAUAUUUGUCUUCCUGAUGCAAAUGUAGGGUUCCUUAGGUAUGAGCAAAUAAAUAAGGGAAAGACAAAUGCAAAAACACAAUUAAUGAAUUCUUCAUAUUUUCAUACAAAUAUGUAAUAGAAAACAUGAAUCUGUUCACAAGCAUGAGUCAAGCUGUAAAACAAAAUGCUUGACAAGAACAGCGAAGAUCAAGAUGGAAUGAGAAAUAGGUGACACAAAUUUUUAAAACAUUUAACCAUAAAUGAAUAUACAUUAGCACUUCAUAUAAAAUUUAGAAGAGAUUAAUAUACAAAAAAAUUUUCUCAAAUACAUAAAAUCACAAUAUUUUAAAAUCAGUAUUUAGUGAUAAUAUAUCUUAGUUUAUGCUUGCAACUACAAACAUCACUUUCAGCAAAAGCCUGAAUAUUACAACCCAUGUCUGAGCCUUAUUCCUGCUUGUUGAUUCUUAAUUUAUAUCCCAAACCUAUCCCAGGCACAAACUGAAUAAUAUUGUUUUCCAAUGGCUGCGAUUAGGCAACUAUAAUAACAGCCCACAGAAUUGUACAGAGAGGCAGAGAGAGUGACGCUGUAGAGGCUGUAGAGCCUGGGAAGGGGCAGGGACAGGGCAGCACUAUGACUGGUCAGUGCCCAUUUGGCUGUCCAGGACUAAGGAAGCCUGAUAGCUCUGCAAACACCAAGAGCUGUGCUUCCUGAGAGUCAGCAAGAACGAUACGCCUGAAGAAGGCAGUGUGGAGUUCCCUUUCUUAAUUUUAAAAAGCAGUUUAAAUUGUUGAAACUAUUCAUAGGCAGUAUUUUAAAAUCAUUUGGUUGGGCCCUUUAAAGGUGGCAAACUAACUUUUCUUCAUAGUUUACCAUGUGCCAGGAACUGUGCUAGGCCCGCUACAUACAUUUUGUCAUCUAACAAAUUUGAGAGCUAGAUAUUUUAAAGAAGAGGAAAAUCAAGGUUUAGAGAAUUGAACUUGCCCAACUUCACAAAGCUAGUAAGUGGCAGACCCAGAAGUUGAAUCCUAGUAUUAGUCCACAUCCUGUGAGUCCCCUUUCCAUUACCUAUACCAGGCUACCUUCUGGUCAUAGUGACAUAUAUAUGUUAAAUAUAGUGGCAUAAUAUACGUCAAUAAAUCAUCCUUAAUAGUAAUUUUCAUAAGUCUUCAGUUAUAGACAUAAAAAGUAUAUGGUUCUUCACAUUUGUUUUGUUUUCUCUAACAACCAAAAAAAAAAAAAAAAAAAAACCAGCACUAUAACAUUUGUUUAUUCAGAGUUCAUCAUUUCCUGCCUGCAUACUCCAUACACCAAGGAUGAGGAGAAUAAACACGAUGUCACAGAUUGAUGGAGAUGAAGACUUAAGGUGAAAAAUAAGCAGCAGGAUUGAUUAAGAGGCAGAAAUUCUACUUCAUUUUCUUGACAAUAAUAUUAAUAAUAUGAAAUAACAUACCACUAGGAGAUGCGGAAGGAGUCCUGGUGGAGCAACGGUUAAGCACUUGGCUGCUAACUAGGCAGUUCAAACCUACCCGUCACUCCUGGGGAAAAAAGACCUAGCAAUCUGCUCCCAUAAAGAUUACAGCCCAAGAAAUCCUACGGGGUGGUUCUAUCCUGUCAUACUGGGUCACUAGGAGUUGAAAUUGACUCGAAACACAACAAAAACAAGAAAUGAGGAAUAUAAACUCAUUUCUAAAAUUCAAUGCAUCUUAAAAAGUUUUGUGAGAAACACUAAUGGCCAACAUGAAAUGAAUGCUAAUAUUCUGUGAUGUUUUGAUUCAUUCCGAAGUUUCUGCAUUUUAAAUGGAAGUUAUAUGACAUUUUAAAAAUAUUAAAAUCAGA
Molecule: messenger RNA, 9215 nt
Organism: Loxodonta africana (African savanna elephant)
Lineage: Eukaryota; Metazoa; Chordata; Mammalia; Proboscidea; Elephantidae
Gene: SCRN3
Product: secernin 3
Exons: 8
Coding region: 145-1413 (422 amino acids)
Biological process (GO): proteolysis
Molecular function (GO): dipeptidase activity; cysteine-type exopeptidase activity
Source: RefSeq, a predicted model, not a curated record